Musa acuminata subsp. malaccensis (wild Malaysian banana) is the source of this 1409-nucleotide messenger RNA. Its product is annotated as NAC domain-containing protein 87. Lineage: Eukaryota; Viridiplantae; Streptophyta; Magnoliopsida; Zingiberales; Musaceae. Gene Ontology annotation, biological process: regulation of DNA-templated transcription. The record is from RefSeq and is a predicted model, not a curated record. Gene Ontology annotation, molecular function: DNA binding.
UCUCUUGGAAGUGCCUUGAGCGUUACGUAUCUUAUCCUUCGAUAUGACUAGUCAUCUCUCUAUUUCUUUUCCUUUGUUACAUCGACCCCGACAUCACAGCAACCUUCCCUUUGUUUCCUUCUCCUUGGAUCUCCAUCUCUCUACCGUAAUUGUCUGUUCUUGGGAUCUCCAAAGCUUCCUUAUUCGAGGUGCACGCAACCAUGGUGGAUGACUGCUGGGACUUGCCCCCUGGCUUCAGAUUUCACCCUACGGAUGAAGAGAUCAUCACUCACUACGUCAUGCAGAAGAUCAUCAACCACUGCUACACAGCAAGAGCUAUCGGAGAGGUGGAUCUGAACAAGUGUGAGCCAUGGGAUCUUCCAAGCAAGGCAAAGAUGGGAGGAAAGGAGAUGUACUUCUUCUGCCAGAAGGACAGGAAGUAUCCAACUGGCAUGAGGACCAACAGGGCCACUGAAGCUGGCUAUUGGAAAGCCACCGGGAAAGAUAAGGAGAUAUGUAGGGGAAAAGGAGUCCUUAUUGGCAUGAAGAAAACCCUUGUGUUCUACAAAGGAAGAGCUCCCAGAGGAGAUAGGACUAAUUGGGUGAUGCAUGAGUUCAGGCUUGAAGGCAAAUAUCCUCUCUCCAAUCUCCCCAACUCUGCCAAGGAUGAAUGGGUUGUGUGUAGGGUCUUCUACAAGCAUGCAGGACUGAAGAAGAGCUCACCACCUGCGAUCAACUCCAAUGGAGAUGAUCUCAAGGACUUCAGUGCCUUGCCUCCUCUAAUGGAUCCCCCAUGCAUGGAUUCUAACAUGAGGCCUGAUUCCAGCUUCAUCCACCAUGAUCAACUCUAUGACUUCAAAGCUAUUCCUCCUGCCUUCUUCACUGCGAUGGCUGCCGAAGAUCAACAAGUGAUGAACCACCAGAUGAGCUCCUCCAAUCCACCUCAGAAUUCAGUUCUCCACUACCCACUCCUGGUCUCGGCAAAACCGGGCUACUUGCACCAUGAUGAAGCAAUGCCAAGUGAGGUAGCUGCUGCAGCCAUGAGGAAGCACUGUCAAUCCAUCGGCUGCCCCUCGCAGGAAACAGGAGUGAGCACUGACCACAACACCGAGAUAUCCUCGAUCAUGUCGAAGCACUACGAAGAUUUCGAGGAACCCUGGGCAAGUUUUGGAUUCUGAGAACGUUUCUGAAAGAACUUGAGACUGAUUUGUGUGUUAGCAACCAUUUUUAGGGUCUCGUUGAUCUGCCCAAAUCCACUUCUCAUGCCUUAUUUAUCGCAGAGAGAGGAGGCCUUGUGGUUUAGAUAUAUGCUCUCUCACUGUACAGAGAGUUCUAAUUCUCGUAUGCGUACAGAUUAAACUCUUCUAUAGAUGAAAGAAAUGUUGAAUUAGUUGGUCUCAUCAACCACAAUGUAACUACCGGACUCGUCA